Molecule: messenger RNA, 3223 nt
Organism: Ficedula albicollis (Collared flycatcher)
Lineage: Eukaryota; Metazoa; Chordata; Aves; Passeriformes; Muscicapidae
Gene: NET1
Product: neuroepithelial cell transforming 1
Exons: 12
Coding region: 58-1800 (580 amino acids)
Biological process (GO): intracellular signal transduction; positive regulation of Rho protein signal transduction
Molecular function (GO): guanyl-nucleotide exchange factor activity
Source: RefSeq, a predicted model, not a curated record
CCCCGGGCUGAGGCGCCGCUGCUGUCGCUGUCAGCCCCGUUCCCGGUGCUCAUCCCCAUGGAGGCAGAGCCCCCGGGCCAGAAACACCCUGGGCGGAGACGGGGCAGGGCCAGCAUCUCGCCGCCGCCGGGCGGCACCCCCGGUGUGGCCGCCUCCUGCAGCCGGUACCCUCUGAGACGAGGCAGCUCCUUCACAUUCCUGACUCCAGGCCCACACUGGGAUUUUACCCUGAAGAGGAAGCGACGAGAGAAGGACGACGAUGUUGUCAGCUUGAACAGCCUCGACUUUAAGGAGCCAAGCACGAAACGGGUCCGGCCUUUAGCACGAGUCACCUCCCUGGCAAACCUGAUCUCCCCUGUCAGAAAUGGGGCAGUUCGGCGCUUUGGGCAGACAAUCCAGUCAUUCACCCUUCGCAGCGACAGCAAAUCCCCUGGCUGUGCCCAGAAAUCAUGCAGCAGAUCUGCUGCUCCUACUCCCCCCAAGAGAAGGAGCAGCGUCCUUUGGUCUGAAAUGUUGGAUAUCAACACGAAAGAAUCCCUGAGCACCAAAGAAAUCAAGCGCCAGGAGGCCAUCUAUGAAAUGUCCAGGGGGGAGCAGGACCUGAUUGAAGACCUGAAGCUGGCCAGGAAGGCCUACCAUGAUCCCAUGCUGAAACUGUCCAUCAUGUCUGAGGAGGAACUCACCCACAUUUUUGGGGACUUGGAUUCCUACAUUCCUCUGCACGAAGACUUACUGGCAAGUUUGGGAGAAGCAACAAAACCAGAUGGAACAGUGGAGCAGAUUGGGCCCAUCCUUGUGAAGUGGUUACCCCGACUCCACGCCUACAAAGGCUACUGCAGCAACCAGCUGGCAGCCAAGGCCCUGCUGGACCAGAAGAAGCAGGACAGGAGGGUGCAGGAUUUCCUGCAGCGCUGCCUGGAGUCUCCCUUCAGCCGCAAGCUGGACCUGUGGAGCUUCCUGGACAUCCCUCGGAGCCGCCUGGUCAAAUACCCCCUGCUGCUCAAGGAGAUCCUGAGGCACACUCCCAAAGAGCACCCCGACAUCCACAUCCUGGAGGAAGCUAUAUCCAUAAUCCAAGGAGUCCUCUCUGAUAUCAACCUGAAGAAGGGCGAGUCUGAGUGCCAGUAUUACAUUGACAAGCUGGAAUACCUGGAUGAGAAGCAGAAGGAUCCAAGGAUUGAAGGCAGCAAAGCUUUACUGUGCCACGGGGAGCUGAAGAAUAAAAAUGGACACAAACUCUACGUCUUCCUCUUCCAAGAGAUCCUGGUGCUGACGCGGCCGGUGACCCGCAACGAGCGGCAGGCGUUCCAGGUGUACCGCCAGCCCAUCCCCGUGCAGGAGCUGCUCCUGGAGGACCUGCAGGAUGGGGAUGUCAAGAUGGGAGGCUCCUUCCGAGGGGCUUUUGGCAAUUCUGAUAAAGCCAAAAACAUUUUCCGAGUGCGUUUCCAGGAUCCCAGCCCGGGCCAGUCGCACACGCUGCAGGCCAACGACGUGUUCCACAAGCAGCAGUGGGUGAACUGCAUCCGCACGGCCAUCGCCCCCUUCCAGAGGAACAUUCCUGCUCCAGAGCUGAAGGAGCUGCCUGAGCUGAGCGAGGAAUCAGAGGAGAACAACCCCUCCGUGCCCAACGUGCCAGCCCAGCAGCGCCAGUCGGGAAUUUCCCACAUGGAGCUGGACGAGAGCGCGGCCGAGUGCGGCUCCGUCCUGGACUCGGGGCUGAAAUCCCACAGAACCUCAUCCGGGCACAGAAAAUCCAGGGAGAAGCAGCUCAGUGGGAAGAGGAAAGAAACGCUGGUGUAAGGAAAAAACAAACAAACAAAAGGAGCCCUGGUGCCACUCUGGGGGAAAACUGUUAAUUUAUAAAUAAUUCCUUGUACAUUUUUGUACCGGGGGCGCCUUCGGGGCUCCACGGAUCAGAUCCUGGGUUUAUGUUGGAAUGGCAGCUACUGGUGUGCAGUCACUGUUGAACUGGGCUCUGUUUUUACACUCUGAAUCCACCAGGGGUUUCCAAAAUCUGAGCACCGAAUUUGGGUUACUGGGAGUUUCCCACAGCCGUGGUAGAGAACGGAAAGUGAAGUGGAGUUUUGGGCAGCAGCGGGGGUUUUGAUCAACACUGCAAAAGUCCUUUAAAGGACUCGGCACCUGAAGUCACUCUGGUGUGUGGUUAUGGUAAUUCCUGGAAAUUUGCAUGAUCCAAAAAGAGAAAUCCUAAAAAAAACCAGACCCCAAGUUCAACAGGUUCUCAAUUCACCUACUGGAAUCUUUGAUCUCUGUGUGUCCUUUGUACAUUCCUCUGUCUCACUCUUGUAUCCUGCCAACUAUUUAAUUUUUUUAUUAGUUUUGUUUCGAGUUUGGGGGUUGGGAUUUUGGGUGGGGGGUUUUUUUUUUGUUUUCUUUGAUUGGUUGUUUGGGUUAUUUUUUUUAUUUUUGUACUUUGUUUCUCAGACUUGGCAUUUCCUUUCCAGUACUUGAUCCUUCAUGCUCCAGGGGGUGAUGUCCCAACUGUCCCUCACAUCACCCCGGAGCAAUCCACUGGGAGGAGACACUACUGAAAGAGAACUGCUUUACUCCAGGGUGUAGGAAGGUUGUAGGCACGUUGUAAAAGGGUUUGGGGAGCAGUGAGUAGAGGGGGUAGCAGGGAGUGAAGGUAGAUUUUUGUUGCCUUUUGGAAAUGAAACACUUCCCAACGGGAAGCAGGACUUGGAGGCAACCAAGGGGUUCUUGCAUGUGGUAGAAAGGUAGAGGAGAGGAAGAGUUGGAGGUGUGAGGAGAGGAGGAGGAGUGGUUGUAAAUACUCAGGGUGGCAGCACUGCCAUCUUCUAGCACUCCAAAGAUCCAGAGGAAAUCCAGGGAAAGAUCCAGCUUGGGAACGGGGCAGCAAAGGGGGGACAGCUCUGAGCACAGCAAGGUGUCCCUGAAAUUCGGAAUUGGGAUCCUGAAAUCCAGGACUGGGGAGUGGAAUCCUGAAAUCCAGAACUAGGGAGCCAUAUCCUGAAAUUUAGGUUUGGGGAGUGGAAUCCUGCAGUCCCUGUGACCUGAAGUCCGGGAUUAGGGAGCCAUAUCCCAAAAUCCAGGCUUGGUGAGCAGUAACUCCCAUCCUGUCCCGUGUCCAGCUGGGAACUUUGGGAAUGGGCAGAGGGUGUGUACAUAGACCCAGCAUGUGGUUCUCUGUAAAUGUUGUACAGUUUCCAGUGCCAAGUUCCAUUAAAUUCCUGACACCUCU